This is a messenger RNA of Priapulus caudatus, 2701 nucleotides long. RefSeq names its product N-acetylglucosamine-1-phosphodiester alpha-N-acetylglucosaminidase-like. The record is from RefSeq and is a predicted model, not a curated record. Bases 1 to 1716 code for a protein of 571 amino acids. Lineage: Eukaryota; Metazoa; Priapulida; Priapulimorpha; Priapulimorphida; Priapulidae. The transcript is spliced from 12 exons.
AUGGCUGCGCCCAGUUUUGGGUUGCAUUGCAUAGAUUGCAAGAUUGUCAUACAGUUCGUUCUAAUACUCGUGUUUACAGGGAAUAUAGCUAUAUCUCUGAAGCGCAGAAAGGUAGAACAGAACGAGAAAGACGUGUUGUUGCCGUAUCCACCGGGUCGGCAUGGUCCUCGUCAUGGCAACCGAUUUGUGCGUGAUUGCCAACCUGCUCAAUAUGGUGCCUUAACAAGUGAGAUCACACAGUGCAAGGAUCGAAGUUCGGAAACUAAAUCUCCAGUGGCCAUUGUGAAGCAGUUUAUUGUAGAAACUGUUUGGCCAACUCGUUCUGUGCAAGGUCAUGUCGCUAUUGUAUCGAAUCCUCUCAAGACGAUAUCUGUGCUUGAACCUGCUGGGGGUGGGUGUAGUGGCAAGACCGUUGCUCUGGUUACAGAGACGGCAUCGCAGCAUCAUUGCCUGGUGGCACUGAAUGCCGGUUUCUUCAACACAAGCAGCAAGGAGUGUCUUGGCAAUGUUGUUAGCCGAGGAAAGCUGGUACACGACUCCGGAGGCAUACAGAAUGCGCAUUUUGGCAUCUUAAAGAACGGAAGCUUGUUUUUUGGUUACUUGGCUGAGAACGUGUUAUUGGAAGACCCGGAACCCUUUCAACAGCUUGUUGGAGGAGUCAUAUGGUUGGUGCGAAAUGGAGCCAGUUAUGUAAAUGCAAGCAGAUAUAUUGAGUGUGACGAAGUAGAAGAAACAGGUACAAUGAAUCAAUUUAUAGACGCAGUGUCUGCACGCACUGCCAUUGCCCAUGAUCAGGAUGGACAAGUCAUGUUUGUUCAUGUCGAUGGCAAAACCUAUCAUGAUCGAGGUGUAAACCUCUGGGAGUUUGCUCAACUAUUGAUUGAACUCGGUGCGGUCAAUGCAGUAAACCUUGAUGGUGGCGGCUCGGCCACAAUGGUCGUUAAUGGCAGUGUCAUUAACUACCCGUCUGAUGCCUGUGCCGAUAAGGCGUACAGUUGUGCUCGGCACGUGAGCACGGUACUGUGUGCACACGAGCCUCUCUGCGAACCCAGCAACUGCAGCGGCCAUGGAGACUGUGUGCGUGGCAUCUGUCAAUGUGUUGGACAGUGGCGCCCUCCUUUCUGUGAUAUUCUGUUGUGUGACUUCAACAACUGCAGCCAGCACGGCGUGUGUGCACCGGGAGGUUGUGUAUGUGAUGCAGGCUGGAUUGGCGAAUUCUGUGAUACAGCAUGCCCACUUGGAACCUAUGGGGUGAGGUGUGCUCAUGCGUGCAAGUGCCAGCAUGCAACAUACUGCCAUCCCAGAGACGGGUCCUGCAUUUGCAAACCAGGCUACCAGGGGUUAUCGUGUGACAAUGUGUGUCCACCUGGUCGCUAUGGCAUAGGGUGCCAGUUGAAAAGCUAUUGUCACCACGAAUGCAGCUGUGACCACGUUACAGGAGUGUGCACUAACACCUCAGGAAUCGAACUUGUGGAAUCAUAUGCACGUUGUGUUUCUCAACAUUCGUUAAAUGCCUAUAAGCAUAGCAAGGAACUUCUAGCCGAGUACAGGAUAUGGAUCAUAUCGGCAGUGAUAUUGUCAGCUGUUGCUGCGCUGAGUAUCGUCAUGAACAUGACGCUUCUUUGUUCACGAGUUAGCAAGCAGAGCAGCAGUGCUAGCCUCACGUAUCAGAUGGUGGAGGAUGACAGCGAACAAGAGGAGACAGAGGAAGAAUGAAACCAUACUGUGCAUUGAUGUGCGUCAUUCACGGGUCAAAUUUGGUUGUCAUGGCAACGUGAAGAUGAUGACAUGCAAGCACUGAUCUCUACUAUACUAACGCUAGUAACGUUAGCAAAGUUAGUAUAGUAGAGAUCAGUGCUUGCAAGUUACACAAAACCAGGAGUACGUAAUAGCGUAUAUACUCCUGAUAGAAUUUAAUUAUAGUUGAACAAGUUGGUACUAUCUAGAUUGUGUAUAUACAGAGUCCAGAAUCAUAUAUAGUGUAUAAUAUCCUUUUCUAGUAACAGUGAUAAAAUUGUUAUACGCUCUUGUUUAGUAAAUCUGAAUUUAAUACAGUUUAGUCUAUGACUACAAGCCAACUAGUAAACGGAAAAGUUGACCAACAACAUUUUGUUGGCGUUUUCUCUGUUAUUACUAUCUGUAAGGAAACAAUGCUUUGGUGUGCUGACAUUUACCAGUCCUAUGUUUUAUGAACAUUUCACCCACCUACAACUAGUGUCAACAAAAUGAUAAAGAAUUCUUUCUUGUAAUGUGGGUAGAUAUUGAUUAUAUAAGUCUUAGAUAUAUAUAAGUCUUAUAUAUGUGGGUAGAUAUUAUGUGGGUGGUGCUUUAUUAUAUAGUGACUCAACGGGAGAUAAUUAUUAUUAAUUACAUAAAAUUGAUAAUUAAUUAUACGUGUAUGAUUAAUUUAUUAUUUCCAUCAUCUAAAAUGUAAAUAAUGUUCAGUAAAUCUAUUUGGCAAUAUUUCAUGUUGUAGUAUUGUUUUUGUAUAGUGUACAUUGCUGGGUAUACGUACCCGUACUGGCUAAUACUUUUGUUGUUGCCGCGAAACGUUAAUCCUUCCGUUUAAUAUAAUUAUAAAUUAGAACGAUAUAUGUCAUUUUCGUUUCUGCCCUUUCAAACUACUGCGGCAGAUUAUGUCAAUAGGCUAGCUAAUGUCAAGCCUGCUAAACAAAUAUAGCCAUUUCUGUGGUUAAUAUGA